Messenger RNA from Neurospora crassa OR74A, 1766 nucleotides. RefSeq names its product small GTP-binding protein (gene ypt-1). Lineage: Eukaryota; Fungi; Ascomycota; Sordariomycetes; Sordariales; Sordariaceae. The coding region runs from base 274 to 885 and encodes 203 amino acids. Gene Ontology annotation, molecular function: GTP binding; GTPase activity. The record is from RefSeq and is a predicted model, not a curated record. The transcript has 5 exons.
GUUGCUCUGCGUGUUGCCCGUUCCAGGUUCUAUGCUGCGUGCUGUUGCUGCCUUUCCAUCCGCCCACCUACACUAGACUUCUACAAUCCUCCACAUCAUCAAUCAACCAACAGACCGACCUCCCACCCCCAACGACCUACACCUAAUCUCAUUCAGCGAAACCAUCCAUCUUUCGCUCCACCACCGUCCACCUUACGAUACCCGCCUUAUUUCUUCGCUGUCCAACUCAACCCAACACCACCACAUCGCAUAGCGCGUCCCUCGUUGCCCAUCAUGAACCCUGAAUACGACUACCUCUUCAAGCUCCUCCUCAUCGGUGACUCCGGUGUCGGAAAGUCUUGCUUGCUCCUUCGUUUUGCCGACGAUACCUACACCGAGUCCUAUAUCUCCACCAUCGGUGUCGACUUUAAAAUUCGCACUAUCGAGCUUGAUGGCAAGACCGUGAAGCUCCAGAUCUGGGAUACCGCUGGCCAAGAACGUUUCCGUACCAUCACCUCUUCCUACUACCGUGGCGCCCACGGCAUCUGCGUUGUCUACGAUGUCACGGAUAUGGACUCUUUCAACAACGUGAAGCAAUGGCUUCAGGAGAUUGACCGUUACGCCACCGAGGGCGUCAACAAGCUCCUCGUCGGCAACAAGAGCGAUAUGACCGACAAGAAGGUUGUUGAGUACACAGUCGCCAAGGAGUUCGCCGACAGCCUGGGCAUUCCCUUCCUCGAGACCUCCGCCAAGAACGCUAGCAACGUCGAGCAGGCUUUCCUUACCAUGGCCCGCCAGAUCAAGGAGCGCAUGGGCAGCUCCAUCGCCACCAACAACACGAAAGCCAGCGUCAACGUCUCCCCCGGCCACGGCGUCUCCAACAACUCUUCCGGCGGCUGCUGCUAAAGCGUCUGUGCCUUGCGGCAUUGGUUGCGCUCUUGGCGUUACGGUUUCGCAUCGGACGGUGUUUGACGACAUGAUGAUGCGAUUGAAUGUUACGGCGUGGGCACUGGGUUGAGCUGUGAUGCAAAUGCUGCUCUAAUGGGAUCUCAGUUGGGAAUGUUUCGGCUCUGCUUCUGUGGUUUUGCGAGGAACAUGGGAGGAGACUUGGGGCGGCUUUACAUGCUACCUUGGGAAUUCAUCACACGGUUCCGCGGGCUCUUCUUCGCUUGCCGGGACAGGUUAGGGUGGGGCCUAAGAGGAUGGUGAUCGAACGCACCGGAAAAGGGAGCUUAAUAGUUGGCUCAUCACCAGUGUCCGUCACGAUUCCUGGCAAAGGGCAAGGGGGGAAAGAGUGGCUGGCUGAGACAUGGGAUGGGCGGCGGGCUUCUUAGAGAGCUUCCACGACCCUUGAUGAUGUUGGGGGUGUGUGUGUUGCGUGUGUGUAUUUUCGGUCUUGGGCAUAACUGAGGACGCGGCACGGUUUUUUUUUUUUUUUUAAACACAUUUGUUACUUUUGGUUUUUUUUUUAAGGAGCUAGACUACAGUUUUUGCUAUUUUUGUGUUUUGAGGCAAACCCACUGAUCUUUCCAUGCUACAGCUCUCUCACACAUAGAGGAAACCUUUCGCUUCAGAGAGAUGACCGGCACAUUUACACCAAGAAGAACCACACGUACAGGCACACCCAUGCAUAAAAAACAAAUGCUCACCAGACUUCAAGCCCUUAGCCAGCUCUAGACGUCCUCGAUAGUUACUCGCGCUUGAUGAAGUCUCUCAAAGUGACGGACUUGGUUAUGCUAGUAGAGUUUGAUAGUCUAACUGGAUCUGUAAACAUUGAGAUUUUGGAC